GUAAAUUUGUUAAUUUCGAUUAUCAUAGACUGAGAAUUCAUAAGAACCAUAUGGCAAUUUGUUUUGGUUGUUGGAAACUCGUAAAAAUUGAUGAUGUAAUGUCUAAAAAAUCAUUCCAUUUUACUAGAGAAAG
Molecule: messenger RNA, 133 nt
Organism: Diversispora eburnea
Lineage: Eukaryota; Fungi; Glomeromycota; Glomeromycetes; Diversisporales; Diversisporaceae
Source: the annotation of a GenBank genome assembly